AUGUGUGACGACGCGUUGUCGAAGAAAAAGAUUCGUCCUUUUCUACUGAACAGUGCGGGAGGAGCUGUUGAAUUCGCGCAAUCCGUCAGUUCUUUGGACGUACUUCUCCGCCGUAAUCGUCUCACCUGGAUUCCGGAAGCGCUGCGGAUUAAACCAGUGGUAGCGGUGAUAUUACCGAGUAUUGGAGCUGUGCUUCUCUUCAUGCUUUCUAUUGCAACUCGAACUUCGGAAAGUAAAAUUCCCGAUGUUUUUCAUUAG
This is a messenger RNA of Angiostrongylus costaricensis, 258 nucleotides long. The record is from the annotation of a GenBank genome assembly. Lineage: Eukaryota; Metazoa; Nematoda; Chromadorea; Rhabditida; Metastrongylidae.